Messenger RNA from Synchiropus splendidus (mandarinfish), 638 nucleotides. RefSeq names its product cytochrome b-c1 complex subunit 10 (gene uqcr11). The transcript has 3 exons. NCBI's taxonomy places the organism in Eukaryota, Metazoa, Chordata, Actinopteri, Syngnathiformes, Callionymidae. The record is from RefSeq and is a predicted model, not a curated record. Gene Ontology annotation, biological process: mitochondrial electron transport, ubiquinol to cytochrome c. Gene Ontology annotation, cellular component: mitochondrial inner membrane. Bases 76 to 246 code for a protein of 56 amino acids.
AGCGUGUACAAGCGCAGGCGGAAGUUCUCACUCGUUCCCUUGUCCGGCGUCAAAGAGGACACGACAGCCAAAAAAAUGAUUAACAAAUUAAUCGGUACCAAGUAUGUGGCCAUUGCCAAGUCAUGGUUACCAACGAUGGCUGUGUGGGGCUCAGUUGGAGGCGUCGCUCUGGUGCACUUCACUGACUGGCGGUUGAUUUUGGAUUACGUUCCCUACAUUAGUGGCAAAUUCAAGAAGGACGAAUAAGAGGUUUUUUGCACAAGCACUGAAAUGAUGAACUGCCUCAGCUCCAUUCUCAUCCUGGUCCAAGCUUCACUGAAACGCCUCCAUCCCACAGCUUCAGACUCUCCUGAUGGAAUCCUGCAGGAUUAGUCAGAAGGGAAAAGAAAACGGAGAUGAUGGGACUUUGUUUUUCUUUCCCUGUCUGUACAAGAUCAACUGUAUUGUAACUCUCUGUCUGCUAGAUGGACAGUAGUUCUGCUAAUCAUGUCAAAUUGUUGUUUCAAAGAGAAAAGUAAAGUUUAAUGUAUUUAAUCUGGUGUGUCAUUAUUAAGGAAUAUUUUCAUUUCAAUAUAAUAUCCAUAAACUGAAUACAAGUCUCACAGCGCCUUCAUCACUGGACAUUAAUAAACAUGAAU